AUGCUCUACGAUCUCAACAUACCCUGGUCUCCCCAGACGACACGCGACCAGCUCAUCCAGACCCUGACGCUCGCCUCAUCGCUAGGCUACGGCACCGUCGCCCUGAACCACACCUUCACCCAGGCGCCGCCGUCCAACCCUACGGCGCCUUUCCCUAAAGACAUACCUGACCCGUCCACCGGCAGCGGCGGCAGUGGGAGGAGGUUCCCCAACGUCCUGAGGCGCGCGACUCUGCCGCUCUCGGACCCUUCAUCGUCCAACUACCGGCUCCAGACGCUGGUCAAGGCGUACGACAUACUCGCCGUGCGGCCCCAGACCGAGCGCGCCUUCUCAAACGCCUGCCUGACGCUCGACGUGCCCCUCAUCUCGCUCGACAUGACGCAGCAGCUGCCCUUCUUCCUCAAGCCCAAGACCUGCAUGGCCGCCGUGUCUCGCGGGCUCCGCUUCGAGGUGUGCUACGCCCAGGCUCUCUCGCCCUCCGCCGACCACCGCGCUCGCGCCUCCUUCAUCGCCAACACGACCGCCCUCGUCAGGGCCACCAGGGGCAGGGGCAUCGUCGUCAGCAGCGAGGCCACCGGCCCGCUGACUCUGCGCGCCCCCGCCGACGUGGCCAACCUGCUCAGCGUUUGGGGGCUCCCCGCCGAGAAGGGCAUGGAGUCCCUGGGCGCCGUGCCCCGGUCCGUCGUCGUGAACGAGGGAAUCAAGAGGUCAGGAUUCAGGGGCGUCGUCAACAUCGUCCACACCGUUCCCGCCCCGCCGCCACCCGCCUCCAAGAAUAAGGAUGCUACUGUCGCCGGGACGACCCCGUCUUCCGAGCAGGCCCAGACAGGAAACAACAACAACAGCAGCAGCAGCAGCAGCAAAUCCAAGAAGCAGAAGCGCAAAGGCGAUCAGACCCAGUCUGGGAAUGGCCCGCAUAAUAAGAAAAUGAGGGUCGUGCCGCGCGAGGCUACCUGA
Molecule: messenger RNA, 957 nt
Organism: Geosmithia morbida
Lineage: Eukaryota; Fungi; Ascomycota; Sordariomycetes; Hypocreales; Bionectriaceae
Product: ribonuclease P/MRP protein subunit RPP1
Exons: 1
Coding region: 1-957 (318 amino acids)
Biological process (GO): tRNA processing
Cellular component (GO): nucleolar ribonuclease P complex
Molecular function (GO): RNA binding
Source: RefSeq, a predicted model, not a curated record